GCACAUGUACAACUCAAGAACGCGCACAGGUAGAUCGCUAUUAUCAGUGUUGAGGUAAACCUGGAAAUCACGGCCUCGGGACUCGAAGUAGCGCGUUUAAAGGGCUAUUAGACAAUAUGACAGCCCGAUCGAGACCUGGCUAUUUUCGACAGGAGAUAAAUAAAACAAUCUGGGAGGUGCCGGAUAGAUACAAAGAUCUGAAACAGGUGGGGACGGGGGCAUAUGGUACAGUGUGCUAUGCAUUAGACCGGAGGACAGGGGCAAAGGUGGCCAUCAAGAAACUCCAUCGUCCCUUCCAGUCUGACCUGUUUGCCAAAAGAGCCUAUCGUGAGCUCAGGCUGCUCAAACACAUGAAGCAUGACAAUGUUAUCGGACUUGUGGAUGUGUUCACUGCAGACCUUUCCCUAGACAGAUUCCACGACUUUUACUUGGUCAUGCCUUUCAUGGGUACUGAUCUGGGAAAGUUAAUGAAAAUGGAGAGACUUUCAGAAGAGAGAGUGCAGUAUCUGGUCUAUCAGAUGUUAAAAGGCCUCAAAUAUAUCCAUGCCGCUGGAAUCAUUCACAGGGAUCUCAAACCAGGCAAUCUUGCAAUAAACGAGGAGUGUGAGCUUAAGAUCCUGGAUUUUGGCCUGGCUCGGCAAACAGACAGUGAAAUGACGGGCUACGUUGUGACACGCUGGUACAGAGCGCCUGAGGUCAUUCUGAGCUGGAUGCAUUACACACAGACUGUGGACAUCUGGUCAGUCGGGUGCAUCAUGGCAGAGAUGCUGCUAGGAAAACCACUAUUCAAAGGACACGACCACCUGGAUCAGCUGAUGGAGAUCAUGAAGGUUACAGGGACACCCUCAAAAGAGUUCACAGCCAAGCUACAGUCUGAAGAUGCUAGAAACUACGUCACAAAGUUACCAAGAUUUAGAAAGAAAGAUCUGCGGAUUCUAUUACCAAAUGUUAACCCACAAGCGAUUAAAGUGUUAGACGGCAUGCUGCUUUUGGACCCUGAGAGCCGGAUAACAGCAGCAGAGGCACUGGCUUUUCCUUUCUUCUCAGAGUUUCGUGAACCAGAGGAGGAAACCGAGGCUCCACCAUAUGACCAUUCGCUGGAUGAGGCUGAUCAGUCGCUAGAGCAAUGGAAAAGACUCACUUUCACAGAAAUUCUGACCUUCCAGCCGGCUCCUGCGGUGGCUGAAUCUAAAGAGACGGCCCUCUGAGAGCUUAUUUUGACAUCAAAGCUACGUUUACUUUGUAUCAUUUGUCAUAUACAGACUUUGAACUAUUUUUGUGAGAGCAGUUUUAUUUUUAGACGAUCAGCCUGUUGUGUGCUAGUGUUCAGCACAGCUGAAAUAGACACAACUGAGCCGUUAACAGACUCCAGUGUGAGUUUGGAAACAUUUUUUACAAAUUAUUAUUGUGGUUGUUAUUAAAAAUGAACACUAGUCAGCAUUAAUGCAGACAGGUAGACACUGAGAUCAUUUCAUUUAAUCAUUGCAAUGUAAAUGUAUGUGCAUAUUUUAUAUAGUUUCUCAGGUGGCAGAAUUCUGGCCUAGAUUUGGCAUAAAGCUGGCACAGCAGGCAUUCAUUCGGCACUGGCUUACAACAUGUGGGCCAAACUUGGCCCGGGUUUGGCAGAUCUGCCACCUUUUUUGAGGUAAAGCGGUAAAAUGAGGUGCUGGAUCCGGUGUGUUCUGGCAUAAAUUAAGCCCUGGGUCCAUAUAAGUCUUGACCCACAUUUAAAAUACA
Messenger RNA from Danio rerio (zebrafish), 1737 nucleotides. RefSeq names its product mitogen-activated protein kinase 12a (gene mapk12a). The record is from RefSeq and is marked provisional. Gene Ontology annotation, biological process: MAPK cascade. Gene Ontology annotation, molecular function: ATP binding; MAP kinase activity; nucleotide binding. Gene Ontology annotation, cellular component: cytoplasm. Lineage: Eukaryota; Metazoa; Chordata; Actinopteri; Cypriniformes; Danionidae.